Messenger RNA from Selaginella moellendorffii, 2570 nucleotides. Its product is annotated as pentatricopeptide repeat-containing protein At3g24000, mitochondrial-like. Gene Ontology annotation, molecular function: RNA binding; zinc ion binding; protein binding. Gene Ontology annotation, biological process: RNA modification. Bases 251 to 2485 code for a protein of 744 amino acids. The record is from RefSeq and is a predicted model, not a curated record. The transcript is spliced from 3 exons. NCBI's taxonomy places the organism in Eukaryota, Viridiplantae, Streptophyta, Lycopodiopsida, Selaginellales, Selaginellaceae.
UCGGCUGCAGUCCGAUAGGUCACUAGUUCGAUCCUGGUUGCCUCCUGGAGUGAAAAGAUUUUUUUUGCGGAAUGGCCAUGGAACUUGUCGUGCUUCUAGUGGGCGAUGAAGAGAUUUUCAGAUUUUGCAGGCAUUGGCAUUCGAGGAUGAACUUGUUCGUUCUUGAUGGAAUGGAAGUGGACGAAGGCGGUAGCUCACAAACUCACCCCCAAGGAAAAAUUCCAUCUAAGCUGGAAGAGGAGCAACAACAAUGACGAUGCAGCCCAGGAUCCAGCACAGCAACACCAACUCAAGCUCCAGGGAGAAUUCCAUCGCUGCCUACGAAGAACUCAAGCAGCGGGGUGUGAGACCGAGCAUCGGGGUGGUGCUGGAAGCUCUCAAGCAAUGCAAGAACAGCAGGGACAUAGAAACCGGCAGAAGAAUUCACAGGGACGCCCUCGUCACCGGCGACUACUCCAACAUCUUCGUGAGGAACGUCUUGAGCGACAUGUAUUGCAAGUGUGGGAGCCUGCCGGAUGCUCGUCAAGUCUUCGAGAGCAUGGAGUACCGCGACGUGGUGUCCUGGAACUCCAUCAUCCUUGGCUACGCCCAAGCCGGAGACUCCAGCACCGCUCUAAAGCUCUUCUCGCGGAUGCAGAACGAGGCCACUUGCAAGCCAAACUCGGUCACGCUUCUCGCCGCUCUGAAGGCCUGCUCGAAGCUGGCGGAGCGAGCACAGCACGAAUGCUUAGACAAAGUGAGAUCGAUCCACUCGGUCGCUCUCCAUCGGAUCGAGAAAAAGAAAGAGGAGAACGAGCUGGAGCUCUUUCUCGCCAGCAACUUGGUCCAUAUGUAUGCUAGAUGCGGCAGUAUGGUGGAAGCUCGCGGCGUGUUUGACAGCAUGAAGAGACACGACGUGGUUUCCUGGACAGCGAUCAUCCUGGGAUACGCUCACGCCGGCAACGCAAAGUUGGCUCUGGAGUUUUUCGAGCUCAUGCAAGCUCGGGGCUUUCUCCCGGAUCGUGUCACGGUUCUCGCUGCGCUCAAGGCCUGCGCUGUUCUAGCUGAGAAGGAGGAAGCCAGGCUGCUGGGUGGAAGAUUUGUCAAGCUCGAGUGCCUGGAACGGGGACGAGCUCUCCACCUGCAGAUCACUCGAGCUCAUGGAAUGGAUUGGAAAGACACGGUCUUGGCGACUGCGCUGGUGGACAUGUACGCCAAGUGUGGCAGCCUGGUGGAAGCUCGAGAGGUCUUCGAUGGAAUGAAGCAGCACGACGUGGUUUCGUGGACUGCGAUGAUAUCCGGCUACGCUCAAGGUGGCGAUGGCGAGCUGGCUCUCGGGUUCUUCUCCCGGAUGAAGGAGCACGGCUGCGUUCCAGAUGCCGUCACCUUUGUGGCUGCGCUGCAAGCCUGUGGAAGCCUGGCGGCGCUGGAGAGUGGAAGAGAGAUCGAGGCUCAAGUCAGGGGUGCUGGACUGGAAACCAAUCUCGUCGUCGCGAAUGCGCUGGUCGAUUUCUACGGGAAGUGUGGCUGCAUGGAGGACGCUCGGGAGGUGUUUGAGCUAAUCCGGCGAAAGGAUCUGGUAUCGUGGAGCUCACUCGUGACGGGAUACAGCAGCCAGGGCGACACAAGAAGCGUGUUUGAGCUCCUCGAGAGGAUGGAGAGGGAGGAGAGACACUUGCAGCCGGACGAGAUCAUGCUCCUGUCGAUCCUCACGGCUUGCAACCACGCGGGUCUCGUCGAGCAAGGCAAGAGAUACUUCUCGUCUCUACGAUCGCCGACUGUUCAGCACUACACCUGCAUGAUCGAUCUCCUCGGACGAGCGAACCAUCUCGACAGUGCUGUGGCGUUGCUGCGAUCCAUGCCUUUUCCUCCCAACGAAGUCACCUGGACAACACUGCUGAGCUCCGCUCGAAAGUGGAAGAACGUCGGAGUUGGACGCAUGGCCUUCGAGGCCCUCGUGAAGCUGGACGAUACAAACUCCUCAGCCUACAUUCUCAUGUCGAGCAUCUACGCAAGCGUCGGCAACUGGGACGAGGCCGCCAGAGUCCGAGCUUUGAGGAUCAAAGCCGGGGCCUGGAAGAGGGAGCCCGGAUUGAGCUCCUGGACUGACAGCUCCACUGGAAGAGUACACAAGUUCUCGGCCGGGGACGCCAAGCACCAUCCACAGGGCGAAGAGAUCCACUUCAAGCUCGAUCAUCUCUUGUCCAGGAUGAAGCUCCAGGCCGGUUAUGUUCCCCGCCUCUCGAGCGUUCUAGCAAACGUGCCCGACGAGGAGAAGGAGUGGGCUCUUUGCGGGCACAGCGAGAAGCUGGCCAUAGCCUGUGCUCUCGUCAACUCAGCUCCAGGGACGGCCAUUCGCAUUGUCAAGAACCUGCGGGUGUGUGAUGACUGUCAUGAGGCUACUGCUUUGAUCUCCAGGCUCGAGGGGAGGACCAUCGUUUGCAGGGAUGCUGUUCGUUUCCACAGGUUCGUGGAUGGAAGUUGCUCGUGUGGAGGCUUCUGGUGAUAUUGAAUCUUAUUUCCUUGUUUUUAGAAUACACAUGCUAUUAUCUUUGAACAAAAUCCUUAAUACGAUAGUCCAAUUAAUUAAA